Messenger RNA from Anguilla rostrata (American eel), 4508 nucleotides. It is a transcript of the gene ilrun, whose product is annotated as inflammation and lipid regulator with UBA-like and NBR1-like domains. The transcript has 5 exons. The record is from RefSeq and is a predicted model, not a curated record. The coding region runs from base 151 to 1104 and encodes 317 amino acids. Gene Ontology annotation, molecular function: protein binding. NCBI's taxonomy places the organism in Eukaryota, Metazoa, Chordata, Actinopteri, Anguilliformes, Anguillidae.
UGUUCCCGUUUAGCUACGUCAGGCGUUGUCCCCCCCGCCAGCCAUGCGUAUUGAGCUUGUUGUUGGGUUGGUUGUUAUGACUGGACGAGGCCUCGGACUAAAUUAGGUGAGAAACCCCAAACCCCCCGUCGCCGCCACGGGACACCCGCCAUGGAGGGCAUGGACAUUGAUUUGGACCCGGAGCUCAUGCAGAAAUUCAGCUGCAUGGGCACCACUGACAAAGACGUGCUCAUCUCCGAGUUCCAGAGACUGCUUGGGUUCCAGCUGAACCCUGCCGGCUGCGCUUUCUUCCUGGACAUGACUAACUGGAACCUGCAGGCAGCCAUCGGUGCGUAUUACGACUUUGAGAGCCCCAACAUCAACGCGCCCUCGAUGUCCUUCGUGGAGGACGUGACGAUUGGGGAGGGGGAAUCUGUGCCCCCCGACACAGAAUUCACGAAGACCUGGAGAAUACAGAACACGGGCUCGGAGUCCUGGCCCCCGGGGGUGUGUCUGAAGUACGUGGGCGGGGACCAGUUCGGUCAUGUGAACAUGGUGAUGGUGCGUUCGCUGGAGCCCCAGGAGGUGUGUGACGUCAGCGUGCAGAUGCGCAGCCCGGUGGCCCCGGGCAUGUACCAGGGCCAGUGGAGGAUGUGCACGGCAACGGGACUCUUCUACGGGGGUAAGGGAGCCCCGGGCACGGCUAUGGGACUCUUCUACGGGGACGUGAUCUGGGUGAUCCUGAGCGUGGAGGUGGGCGGGCUCCUGGGCGUGACGCAGCAGCUGUCGUCGUUCGAGACGGAGUUCAACACGCAGCCGCACCGCAGCGUGGAGGGCGACUUCAACCCCUUCGCCUCGCCGCAGAAGAACAGGCACCCCUCCAGCGAGGGCAGCCUCAAAGACCCGGGGGGCCCCUGGGGCGACGGAGCGCCCCCCGACAAAAUCCACCAGGAUCAAAACGGACUGUCACACAACUCUGUAAAUAUAACACCAAACGGUCUCCAGAGCAACCUAUCAGUAGUGACAUACAGCCAGCCGUUGAAUUCCGCACUGGACAAACACAGUGUGUCAGUGAGCCAGGCCUCGCAGUCACAGACAGAACUGGCAGGAUUUGAGGCCUACUGACUGGGCCACUGACUGAAUUUGGGGUACGGUGUCCCCCCCCCGGUAGGCUCCAUUCGCUCACAUUUUGAUGCCGUUUCUCAUUCGCGCAGCGGGAAAUGCAAGCAGCUCCAGUUAGGAGCUAGGCUAACGGCCUAGGCUAACAGGCCCAAGCACCUGCACCCUGGUGCACCUGAACAUAAGAACACUGGAAAGUGACGAUGAGAACAGGCCAUGCAGCCCAAGAAAACCUGGGCCCCUUAAAAAGCUGUGCUGCACAGAGUACAAAAACUGUACCUCGUGAAGAGGUUCUCAAGAGAAAAUAUGCUAUUUUCCACGUGGUUUUGUAUUCCAGUGCAUUGCGGCAGUGUGUAUUCCAGUGCUGUGUGUAAGUGUGUAUUCCAGUGCUGUGUGUUUUUGUCCUGUCAGUGUUGAAGUAAUGCUCUGGCAGAAUAGGCCUCUUGGGUGGCUGUUGCUCUCAUGUAGAGGAUGUGAUCAGAUAACGUGCUGGUGUUUGAGCCCCUGGUCUCACCCACGCUCCUAAGGUAACCCUCCUUCCUCUCCCUCUCUCCCGCUUUCUUUCUCUCUCUCUCCCUCUCUGCCCCUUUCUCUCUCCAUCCCUCCUUCUCUCCCUCUCUUUCACAGGGUAUUCAUGGGCCCUAUCCUUUCGGACAGUCUUAAAAGCGAGGGAUCGCCGUGACUGGGCAGUCGCCUUACGGUCACCCCAAAGAGGGGACAAAGGGGGGGUAACAGAAAUUUCAUACUGACACUUGGCCAGACCCCUUACACCCCUGCCACCCCCACCCGCCCAAACAGCAACGCAGAUGAGAAGUGAAGAUUCGGCUGUUUUGCUCCCUAUAAAUAAUUCAACCUACAUCCACAAGCACCCAACGUACGCAUGUGUGAAUGCUAAAUUAAAAAGAGUGAUAGAAAUCUUUUAAAAGAGAUGUCAAAUACACAACUUACUUUUUUUAUUAUUAUUUUGUUCUGCCAUCACGCAAUUAAGCGGAGACUGCUGGUUUGAGAGAGAGGAGCGAGCGUGUGCUUGUUGCGUGCAUGCAUGUGUGUGUGUGCGUGUGCACACGGGCGCAAGUGUGCACACAUAGGGUUUGAGACACACGAUGUGAAAAAGCCAUUUAAAAGUUAUUUUGCCUGUUGAGAGAUUGGUAGUUUUUGAAUUAAUGUUGAAAUGUGUUCAAUCUUUUGUCUUUUUUUUUCUUUUCUUUUUUUUACAUUUUAAUAAUAAUUUCAAAGUGUAUACUCUUUGGGGGAGGAAUGUAUGCGCGUCUUUAUGUGAAGUUCCCACGCGGUGAUGUGAGUCUCUGGACGUGGCAUUGCUUAUUUAGGCAUUUAGCAGGUGCUCAUCUCCAGCAUGGCUAAUGCGGUAUGUAACAUGUUUUUACAUACAAUCCAUUCAUACAGCUGGCUAUUAUUACUGAAGCAGUUCAAUUUUAGCACCUUGCUCUAGGGCAGGCUCAAUCUUAUCCGGAAAGGGCCGGUGUGGGUGCGGGCUUUUGUUCCAACUGGGCAGUUACACACCUGAUUUUACUAAUCAAGGCCCUUGGGAUCUUUGCUAAGCACCCUGAUUAGUGGAAUCAGGUGUGUAACUGCCCAGUUGGAACAAAAGCCUGCACCCACACCCACACCUUUCUGGAUAAGACUGAGGACCCCUGCUGUAGGGUUACAAGGGUAUCGCCCCUGCUGGGAAUCGAACCCACAACCUUUAAAAGGCUAUAAUACCUGCCUACUGCACCGCCACACCUGGACUCUUUGCUUUAUUGUUUUUUUUUUGUCACAUGAACACGCUGUUGCAGGCGAUCACGAGGUUUGGAAAUGUCACGCGCGCGUCAUUUGCCUGAACUGCUGGCUCCACGGAGGUCCCGGUGUUUGUUUAGGCAAAGCGGUCCAGCAGGUGGCGCUGUUUAUCAAACGACCCAAUCGGGCGAGAGCAUGUCGCAGAAAACACACCGGUCUGAAAUCGCUUUUUCUUUCUGCCACCCAGAGAGCUGAGCUUGGGCUGUGAACGCUCGCCUGACUGCUGUUUCCAUGGCUUCGCCUGCUAUAAAACUUUAAAAAAAAAUAAAAAAAAACACCACAUUUUGUCACUGGUCACAUGGUGCUAUCUUUCCAAAGCAGGGGUUUACACGCGAUCGAAGUGUGCACAGAGAGGAAGCCAGCUAGCCGUUAGCAUGCCGUAUCCAAGCGAGACGCUGUAUGCCCUGUUGCUCUGAUGGAGGUGAUAUGUGUUCUGUUGCUCUUUAUUUAGCAUAGUUUGCUUUUGUAAUUUUUUUACAACAUUAUUUUUACUUUAUUGUUUUUUAUUUUUUAUUUUGGACAGGUCUUGGUGUGUCAUGACGAUGUCAUUGCUCAUAUCAGUGAUGGGGGGGGGUGUUUCCAGGGUUGCAAUCCACAGUCCUGUUUUGCUAAAAAAACAAAAUUCUGUUGGUCAUCCAUGUUCUAAAUAUGCAAAUGGAGAGUAGGCUGGAGCCCUGCGACUGGUGUGUGUUCGCUGCGUCGUGCUCGCUCUCCGUAAAGAGCAGCAGGCUGCGACUGAGCGUGCAAGAUGCGCGCUCGCGAACGCGUCGAAAACAAGUCGAAGGAAAUAUGAAGACACAGAUUUGACUUGCGCACUCAAUAUUUUUGGCACCUUGUAACUGUGUCCUGCAUGUAUCAUUUGUUUCCUGUGUGUGGAUGUAAAAAAAAAAAAGGAAAUUGAUGGCCUUAACUGAGCUGGGCAAAUAGUAGUUGUGUUAUGUGUAUGAAUACCCUGUUUUGAAGUUUAUAUUAAUUCAUUUGUCAUUCUUUGUGUUUUUUCCCCCCGCACAUUUCAGGUAUGAAUUGAACCUUGGUUUUUAGCAUCAAGCAUGUUUGUGAUCACAUGGUUCCUGCAAGGUUCUCCAUGUCUUUGCACUGAAUAAUUCCGUUCCUCCUUGCUUGUGGAAACUCACUGAGAAGUGACAUUAUGAUCAGUGAAGGUAGGGCUUUCACAGAUGGGUUAAUGCCUCUUCUUCUGUGUUUUCCCACCUCUCACCACCUUGGAGGACUGGCUGUUUUUAGCCGAUUUCCGUUGGGAUUUAUUUUUCUGUAAAACUGUCCAAAGUGCUUCGUUAGACAGUCACCUUGUCCCGAAGAGUAUACACAGAUGCCUUUUUUUUUUUUUUUUUUGCUUUUUGUCUGAAUUUCUGCGACUUAUUUUUUUGCGUGAGCGCGUGAGUUUGAUUUCAUGCCUAUACUGGUGUUUUUAUUUUGACUUUUCUGUGUAGCGUUUUGAGCAGGUUGCCAUGGCGAAUGAGUGGAUGAGUCUUUGUAGUUCUAUGAUAGCACAUUUAAGAGGAGAUAAAAGAAAAUGUUGAAACAAAGCAGUUUAAAGCCUUUUUCCUGUAUGUAUAAAUGAACAUUUGUAUGAUUAAAUUAACACUGAAAAAUAA